AUGGUCGGCUCUCUGGACGACUGCGGCUCGCCGAGCAAUGGUAUCGGUAUCGGCAACCAGACUGUCACCGUGCGGGACACUGUCCCCGACAAUUCUAGCGUCCCUAAACCGAAAAGACUGGCCUGCAUGAUUUGCCGGAAGCGCAAGCUCAAGUGUGACGGGGUUCGUCCAAGCUGCAGCACUUGCUCGAGGUUAGGCCAUCCAUGCGCCUAUGACGAACAACGACGAAAGAGUGGCCCCAAGAGAGGAUAUGUCAAGGCCCUGGAGGAGCGGCUAAAGCAAGUCGAAACUAUGCUAAAGACCCAAGAUCCCGCGCCACCCAAAACCCCCAACCCCGGCACCAAAAGCAUAAGCGUGCCGAUGCCUCGGACGCAUAAUGCCACAUCAGCAACACCGAACCUGGGCGUCAGCAACCCGUCAAUAGGCCUCGGCCCCGAACGCGACAUAGACAGGUGGCAGCAGCAAUUCGGUGGGGAAUCGCCUCAAGGCGCCACCAUGGACGAUUUCAACUUUAAUUCGAGCAUCGGCAUGCCCAUGGACAAUGUCGGCGAAGGAAACUUUACCUGGGAAAUGAUAGGUCUCGGCCUCGAAGAACCCUUGCCCCCUCAAGAAACAAUCGAUGAACUCCAUCAGGUAUACUUUGAAAAGGUUCAUCCUUCCAUGCCCAUGAUCCAUCGGUAUCGAUACCUUGCCGCCAUGAACUUAGCCCCGAAUCAGCGACCACCAGUAUGCUUGCGAUAUGCCAUGUGGACCUUGGCAUGCUCCAUUACUGACAAGUACUCCGACUUGAAAGACCUGUUUUACCACAGGGCUCGCAAGUAUGUCGAAGCCGACUACAUCAGGGGUUAUGGUGAGCACAUGAUUUCAGUGGCGCACUGCCAGACACACACUCUUCUGGCAGCCUAUGAGAUGAAGAUGAUGUACUUUCCGCGUGCAUGGAUCAACACGGGCUCAGCUGUCCGUCUGGCUCAGAUGACUGGGCUCCAUCGAUUGGACGGUACUGGGUUGGACGUGAAGCAAUGUUUGCCACCACCCAAAGAUUGGACCGAACGAGAAGAACGACGUCGCACCUUCUGGAUGGCUUUUUGUGAGGAUCGCUAUGCCAGUAUCGGCACUGGAUGGCCAAUGACGAUUGACGAGAGGGACAUCAUGACCAAAAUGCCUUCGUCGGAAGAAGCAUACGACAUGAGCCGUCCGGAGCAGACGCAAACGCUGGCGGAGUGUACCGCUCCGUCUGGCGCCGCAAAGCUGUCGUCCUUUGGCGGAGUUGUGCUGAUGGCGAGCUUGUUUGGCCGCAAUCUGGUGCAUCUUCAUCGAUCCGACGAAGACGACCUCGAUCAUGACUUGAACGGGCCUUUCUGGAAGCGACACCGCCAAUUGGACAGCAUUCUUCUCAACACCUCACUUGGCCUCCCCAUCCAUCUCAAGCUCCCUUCGGGCCUGUCCAAUCCCAACGUCAUCUUCACCAACAUGAGCAUUCAUACAUCAACAAUUUGUCUACACCAAGCAGCGAUAUUCAAGGCGGAUAAGAACAAGCUGGCCGCCUCGGUCAGUUCAGAAAGUAAGGUGCGGUGUAUCACAGCCGCAAAUGAAAUCGCAAGCAUCAUGAGAACGAUAUCGCACAUGGACCUCUCGGCGAUGAACCCAUUCAUUUCUUUCUGCCUCUAUGUUGCUGCUCGGGUUUUCGUUCAAUAUCUCAAGAGCCGCCCAGACGACGAUCAAACCGCCGACUCGUUACAAUUCCUCUUGUCAGCGAUGAGUGCCUUGAAACGAAGAAACCCACUAACAGAGUCGUUUUUGGUACAGCUUGAUAUUGACUUUGAAGCCUUGGCUGUUCGCAUCCCGAAAUUGCGAAAUGCAUUCCCUCGCUCUGGUGAUAGCCCUCAUGUGGGCGGUAGGAAAGAUGACAAUGGUGGUCGUCUGUGCACCGAUCCUGAAACGAUUCAAGGCAUGAUGGCCUACCAGUCAGAAUGUCAUUUCGUAGAAGGCACGGGGGACGACGGAAACCCAGCCAACGCACAUGACACGGCCGAGAGCCUCUGCGACAAUGUGGGGAGGGGGACGGCUUCCAGCGGCGGUCUCGGCGGGCCGGCUUGGCUCUCGGCAAGCCGAGGCUCUGCGACAGUCCUGACACCCAGCUCUGGUGCCAUGUACGAGAAGAGUGGCGAAGGUCAAGACGGGCAAGGAUCAUCAGAUGCCGGACAAUCGAACGGUCCAACGCCAAACUCCAGCGGGGCCGGCUCAGACGCAAGACCGCACCUGGCUUCGGGAAUGGGCGCCGCGAGGCAAGAAAAUGCCUUCAACCCGAGUCCGAUAUCUCCUCACCCCAGCAUCAUCAACACAGGCGGGCCCAUGGAUGCCAACGCUCACCAAAAUUUCUUCGCGCAAGCCAGCGGCUACAACAUGGGGCCCGGCCUGGCUGGACAACAGCAAAGCAGCGGUUUCGCAAUGGCGGCAAACGGGUGGACCGAUAUGAAUGGCCCGCCUCCACCCGCCGCCAUGACGCCUGUCGGCGAAGGGGUACUCCGGGCGUUGAUGAACAUGGGACCCAUGGACGCCAUGGAUUUGUCGGCCUGGGACUCGGGACAGGACAGUGCGAUGAGAGGUUGA
Ustilaginoidea virens is the source of this 2610-nucleotide messenger RNA. RefSeq lists its product as uncharacterized. Gene Ontology annotation, molecular function: DNA binding; zinc ion binding; DNA-binding transcription factor activity, RNA polymerase II-specific. Gene Ontology annotation, cellular component: nucleus. The record is from RefSeq and is a predicted model, not a curated record. Gene Ontology annotation, biological process: regulation of DNA-templated transcription; DNA-templated transcription. The transcript has 6 exons. Lineage: Eukaryota; Fungi; Ascomycota; Sordariomycetes; Hypocreales; Clavicipitaceae. Bases 1 to 2610 code for a protein of 869 amino acids.